UUUCCUCUAUACGUUUUAGUAUUUAUUUGAAGAAUUGGUUUGAUAAUUUAUGGAUGCAGAAGGUAAGCUUAUCGAUUUUUUUUUGGUUGCUUACCGAUCACGUUACAGCUGAAACAAAAAAUAAUAAUAAUUCUUGUUUGAUGGUUAGGUGGCAGAAACGUUCGUGUCUAUCUUGCCGGGCGUUGUGAUGAACUACCGUUAGAUGGCAGGAAAGAAGCAUUUAAAACCCAUUCUUGACAACAUUGGCAAGGAAAGCGUGAAAAAGGGUAACAUUUAAGACUUAGAGACUGCAAUUAUUAUUAUAUUUUUUAAUUGAACUGUAUCUCUUAAUAAUUUGUUUUUUUAAUAAACGCCUCACUACAUUUUGAGUUAAAGCUAGACAAGCGUGUGUUUAUUUUUGUGGACCCGUGGUCGAGGCUAACAGCUGGCAGAUGUUUAUCGGUUGCUUCCCGCCCGGCAGCCGGUUCACUCUACGCAAAUGUUCUUCCGCCGUGAAAACGUAGUUCGGUGUACGAUGUAAGAACGUGAUGUUUAAAAGUUACUACCUAUAAGUAUUGUUGCUUGCUAAACACUGUUAUCGUUUUAUUUUUAAUUUUUUUUUAGCAGUGCAAGUUCUUAAAACAAUUUAUGACUAGCUAAUACCGGUGUUAUAUAUAGUGCGCAAUGAUAUUACGCUCGUUGUGAAAUACUUCAGCUGUUUCCCGCCAAAGAUCGCCAUUACAAAACGUUGUGAGCUGUUGUGUGCGUGGUUUGCUUUUCGAAUUUGUGUUGAUAGAAGUGUGUCUUAAUAUUUAUUUUCGAGAGGACAAUAAAUAAUUAUUUUUACGUGUGGUUGGUUGAGAUAUGUCAGUUUUUCAUCGGGGAGAGCAACACCGUCGCCUGGAAGGACUGAGACGCCAACAGGAGGAAGUCGGCGGUUUGAGCAGGCCGAGUGAGCGGGCCGCCUCCCCCAGCAACCACAUGGAGCAGGAGAAGCGCAUACGGCGCGAGAUCGCCAACUCCAACGAGAGGCGGCGCAUGCAGAGCAUCAACGCCGGCUUCCAGUCGCUGCGCACCCUGCUGCCCCAUCACGAGGGCGAGAAGCUGAGCAAGGCGGCCAUCUUGCAGCAGACGGCCGAGUACAUCUACCAGCUGGAGCAGGAGAAGACGAGCCUGCUGUCACAGAACUGCCACUUGAAGAGGCUCCUGAACCAGCAGGAGGGGCAGCACGAAGCGUCGGCCGCCUCCAAGAAGAGGAAGAUCGACCCCUCCAGCGUGGUGGUGCCGGUGACCAGCGUCCCCUGCGAGUCCUCGGACGAGGGCAUCGGCAGCAUGUCGCCGGAGCCGGUGACUGCGGCCGCACUAGCGGCGGACCACGGCCACGAGAUGAUCGAGCUGCGCAUGCAGCUGGACCGCGAGCGCAGGCGACGCAUGCACGCAGAAGAGCAGCUGCGCUCCCUCGAGUCGCAGUUCUACCCGGAGCGGCUGCGCGAGCUCACGCAGCAGUUGCAGAUCAAGUACCAGCAGGGGGUGGAGCACCUGGGACAGCCGUCGCCAGCGACACCAGGCCUGGUGCUGCAGGAGACACCCCAGCUGCAGGUGGUGUCGGCAGCAGCUCUGCCACCCGUGGCACAGACAACCACCGUCCCCUCGUGCUCCCGCUCCCCGUCUCCCGGUCCCGACCCCUCGCCCGCCUCUCUGCCCCCGCCGCCGCGCUCCCCCUCCCCGCCGCCCCAGCAGCCCCAGCGCCUGCCGCCCGCCCUCGAGGCCGCCAUCAAGGCCGAGCCCAAGGUGGAGGUGGAGAGGCUGCCGUCCCCUGCGCCCUCUCCGGACAACGUGUCUCCUCAGGGCAGGUUGUAUUUGCCAAGCACGUCUCGCCAGAACUUGGAGACGAUAGUGGAGGCCAUCAGGCACCUUGAGGGCGACCAUCUGUUUUCCGACGACCCCUCUCCGACCCAGGAGGUGCCGCUGGCGCUCACCACCACACACCGUGCCAACACCGCCGUCAAGGUGGAGAUGGAGCCCUUCCUUCAGUUCCAUUCACAGCCGAUCACGCCUGCCGCGGUGGCAGCCCUGCAGCAGCAGCGGCCCGGAGUCAUAGUCGUGAAGCAGCACACGUGAUGAGUCCGGCUCUCGGGACAGGGACCCCACUCCGACACGCUUGCCUCCCCGCCCGCCCGUGCUGAGUUGAUGCUCUAUGCCGCACUCUUAGUUUCAUGACUAUCGUCGAGGUACCUACUGUGUGUGGUAACUUUUGUUAACUUUUGCGUUUCGUGUGCUGCAAUUUUGGUUGUUCGACAAGACGACCACCGGCCCUGUUAGAAUGUUGGUUAACUGGUAAUUUGGGUGAUUCUAUAACGGAACAAUUUUUUGGCAUUUUUAAUUGGAGUUCUGUUUUGAGCAGUGCAUUGGAGUGUUCUCCUAUUUUCCUAAUAUUGGCUGUGGGAGUCAGUAUCGUGUUCUUCAGCACGUGUUGUGUGUGCAUGGUGGUAGCAGCGCGGUCCCUAAACCAAUCUCAUGUAUACCAGCUUCGCUUUUUACUGCAGUGCGGCAAGGACGACAGAACUGAAUUGAACGAAACGGCAUGCGUUCGGUUAGUGUUCAUCAAGAACCGAGGAAUUUUAUACAUUUAUUUUUUAUGGAUUAAAAGCAAUGUGUCCGACAUGUGUUUUUGUUAGACAGAUAAUCUUGCUCGAAUUGUUUGUCCAUUUUUUUAUUUGUACAUAAAUAUUCAUUAUAACUGCGAAUGAAUGUAAUAUAUGGUAGAUGCCAGUAUGUUGUUAUUUUGUUAUAAGACUUGCUGACUAAGCAUUGAUUUUCUGUAUAAUUAUUUGUUAGUAAUGUGUUCUGUUCAUAACCCUUCAUUGUGUGACUUCCUUUCACAUAAAAUUCAUUUUCAUGUUCAUUUUGAAUUAUUUAUGUGUGUGGAGGAAAGCAUUUCAAUAAGAAUGUGUGAAUGAUUGUGUGUGUGCGUGAGUGCUUCUUCGUCUAUGCAUGAACUGUAUACGUAUGAUUACUUUGUUUGUGUUUUGGAGUUUAUUUGACAAAGACAUUUUCUUCAUUAGUUUGUGAAUGUGACGAGAUGGUAAACAAUUAAGCUUUUGUAUAAAUGUGUAUAGAGUGAGUGAUAAACCUUGAGCAUGUAAGUGAUCAUGUAUUGUUUUGUAAUGUAAUGUUGCAGCUACAGUGUGAGGGGCAGUACUGAUUGCUUAUAUAUUAUAACUAUAAACCCCAAGAGUAAAACUGUAUCUGUUACAUUAUGUCUGUAUUGACUGGUUGAGGUGUGCACAUCAUUGCAAUUGGAUCAAUGUUGUGCACUGACUUUUCUGAAUGUUCACAGCAAUCAUCAUGUACAUAUGUUUUUCAUUAUACUUCAAUCUCUUUCUGUGUCGAUUUACCAACAAAUUUCAAAAGCUUCUUGAAAAGUUUUGAAUAAUCACUGUUUUAUAAAUAAAAAAAGUUCAUAUAAAGGGAUUUCUUGUUAACUGGUUGACAAAAUUAAACGCUACAUGGCUUUGUGCCAAUGAAUUCUUUAUUUGAAGGUGUUAAUAUUGGUCCAUCUUAAGUUUUUAUUAAAAUUUUUCUACUUAAAUGAGAAAAUCUCUCUUCAUGUUCAUUUUAGAGAAACAUGAUGGGUGUGUUUGUAUCUAGCCAAUUUUUUUUUUAACUAAAAAGAGCCCAAAAUUUGACUGAUGUAGCAUUAAUAAUUGUGCAUUAAAAUAGUGCUUGAAAAUUGUCAUAGAAUGCUAUUUUAGAGUAGUUUGAGAGAGGUAUCUGUGACUGACGAAAAUGUACGGCAGUGUCCACUGCUGUUGUUUUCGGAAUUGUGCUCAAGCAUUGCUAGUAAAACUACACUUAAAUUAAUGUGGUUUCCCAUACGUUCACUGCUUAUUUCACUUGCAUGUUGUAUUGUUAAAUUCCAUACAUUCGACACACAGAAGAGUCCCCAUUUUUACUUGCUGUGAUGUAUUAUUCCUUAGCUAAACUUAUCACUAAUUAUGAUUGUAAUGUUUGUAAAAGUUUUUGCUCAAUUCUAUUGGUCUAGAAAUAUAUUCUUAGUAAACAUUGUAUUAUUGUAGUUUUAGAGCAGGUUACUAUCGACAUGGCGGGAGUUUCAGCUUGUAGUUCUCUUGGAGCUCUUGUGUUGUGGGUUGCUUAAUCUGCUGGGGUGUUGGUGCAUCAGCAGUGCCUGUAGGAGUGCGGAGGAGGGGGGGGGGGAUUUGGCCGCUUUCGACAGCUGACACACACUUUGCUUGCGACAGUUUCCUGUGCUCUGCUCUGGUUGCUUUUUUACCCUGCACGCGAGAAAGUGCUGGUGGCCUAAAUGCCCUGAUGUGAGCUGGGAGAGAGGUACCUGUCCUUUGGGACACGUCACCGAAAAGCAGUAUAGUAAGUACAGUAUUCUAAUGUUUACAGCACAGGUUGACUGUUUUCCCAAUCACAUUAACAGGUUGUGAAUGUUCGAGUUUAGCCAGAAAACAUUUUCAAAUUUUUUUUUAAUUAUAUAGAUAUCUGCAUUGUGCAUCUAGCACUCGAGAUGUAUUUGAUUUUCUUUAAAAUCAUUUUUUAUUUAGAAGAAAAACUUUUUACAUAUUUUAGAGAUAUAGAACUGAGAAAAAAUUUGAUAUUUCAUGCAUUAUACAACAGGAAUUGCUUAGCUUGUUGUCACUUUGUAAAUAGUCUGUACAAAAGUAUACAUUAUUCAUAGACAUGUUACAUGGCCUUAACUUUACAUUUAAAUAUUUAAAACAUUUAAUCAUGAUUUCUUAAGUCAUUUACUUUAAUACAGUUGAUUAUACAACAAAAUACAUUCUGGUACAUAGAUGUAUUGGUAAUUUCAAUUCUUUGCAUUAAAUAAAAUGUCCUUAAAAAUGAAAGACUUAGACAUUGCUUUUAGUUCACUAAAAAAAAUUCUUAUCAGAAAGAAACAAAAAUUAAUGAUGUAGAUGUAUAUUAAGAUAAUGUAAAGGUAAGGUCAUAGAUUCAAGCUCUGUCAUAGGGAUAAUUUACAUGUCAUUACUGAAGCCUUUUUUAAUUUUUUUUUCUUUCAAGUUUUUAAAUGUUUGGUAAUGUUAAGUUUCUUUGUGAUCAGGUAUUGCUGCAUAAAAAUAAUGAAAGGGAAAUAUUCAUUAGUAAUAAUAAUAAUAAUUAGUGCAAUCUUUUCUACCACAGGGUGUAAGGAAGUAUACGAUUCAACAGUUAAUACUAGAAGUUAAGUAAAGAUAUGUCGCAUUGUUAUUUGCAUUUGGGAGGCUUUUUUUUUUUUUUCUUUUUUUUUUUUUUUUUUUUUUUUUGUAAAGUGUUGGUCUUAAGUUAUGGUGUGGCCCAUGUGCAUUUGUUAGCAAUGCGUGGAAUGUGAUGUGUGUUGCCUAGCCUUCACAUGUGAGGUUACAGUAGUAAUAUUAUGUGAUUUUAUUUUAUGAAUUUUUUUAGAAAUGUGUGGCAGCAGUCAAACAAUGCUUCAAUGCAAUUUAUGGGAAUGCUAAGUCUUGACAGAUUAUGUUGUAUGGAUAACUCGUGUUUUCUGAAAAUAUUAUUGCUGGUCUUCUGAAGGGGAUUAACAUAGACAAAGAUUAUUUCAGUAAGUUGAUUGCACUUUAAGGAUUUGUUCAUGUUAAAAUAUCUUAUAUUUUGGAUUUAAAAUUUGCUUGAUUGGUUUGUGUGAUUGUGUGUGUGUUGCAAAUUAAUUGCCACAACAGGAAAAAAUAGGUAACAUAAACAACAGUUACUCAGCAUGCCUUAAGUGGCAUCAAGGUUAUCAAGCUGUAAUGAUGGUGGUGCUGUUACAGACAUUCUAGUGUGUGUGCUGUUCCAUAUCAGGUCCUUUUUCUGUUUGUUCUUUUCUUGCUGUAUAGUUGAUUUUGUUCCGUGUUAUGUUUAUUUAUUUUCUCUCAGGCAGGCAAUACAUCUUGCAAGUUGGCACUGCUAUGAAUGAUGUUUUCUUUUGUUGAACUAAUUGAGGAGUGGCAUUCUUCAAAAUUAUUUUCUAAAAGGCAAUUGUAAUUAUUUUAAAUUUUUUAUUUAAUUUUUUAAUUAUGGUAAAUCUAAGAUGUGCUCCAGGUAAAAAUGUUUUAAAUUACCACUGUACAUUUUGUAUAGUAAUAAUAUCCUAGGUAUUUUAUCAAUUUAAUGAGUGCAUACAUUCUAGCAUUGGAAUUAAUUCUUUUAUAUGACCUCUUUGAAAGCUCAGUACUUUUAUUAAAGCACAGUAAAUUUAUGUAUUUAGAUACAUGUCUGCAUUUCAACUUCUCUAUUGAGUUGCUUACUAGAACUUGAAGUUGGUCAUAUUUUGAACUCUAGCAGAAAGCAAUGCACCUGCAGUUUUUGUAGCCUGGACCAGUAGAUGCUUGGUUGUACAUGCAGUGCAUGUAACCUCUGUAGAUCAUAGUGUUUUUUCUACUUCGCUCAUACCGUAUUGGACAGUUUUUAUGUACAAUGCUGUUAAACAGAUUCUGCUGUAUUUUUCUUGAGAAACAAGUCAGUCCAAUUGGUAAUCCUCAGAAAAUUUUUAUGUACAAUAAAGGUCUUAUUUCCAGGUUCAUUUUAAUUUUUAACAUAAAUGUUUUUAUGUAUUUAGUCAUUUGAAUUGUAAAUGAACCUCAUUACAUGACCUUCAAAUUGAGGGUUACUUUUUUUUUUGUAUCUACCAUGUUUCUCAAAUAUUUGUACAGCUGUUGCCAAAAAAAAAAUUGGUAAAUUUGAUUAUGAGAAAUAUACUACCAAGUUCUAGGGUUCUACAUUUUCUCUUUUACCUAUCAGUUUGCAAAAUGUAUAUUUGUGAUUUUGUCUCUCAGAGAUCUGGAUUUGAGAUCACCGUAUCAUUCAAGGCUGCUUAUUGUGCAUGGUUCAUGAAUUGUGUACACUGUUUGGUACUUGUUAUUGUUCAAGAAGGUUAAUUAGAGUAUUAAGUUUAAAAAAUUAAAAAAAGAAACCUCGCAAGUAAGAGUUUUGGGGACUUUUUUAUUUUAGUUUCGCAGUUGUUUGAAACCCAACUAGUACAAAACAAAAAAGACACUCGUGUAGCAUUUUGGUGACAACACAGUUUUUAUUUUGGUCGCAAUAUAUUUUAUAAUUAUUUGUUGUUUUGCAUGUAAAAAGAACACAUCAGUGAUUUUUGAAUUAAAAUAAAUACAUUAGAAAUUUGGUAAAAAUUGUGUUUUUAUCCUUCCAUUAUCCUAAUUUCUAAGCAGAGUAAUUUAAUAGUAAUUUCCUUGGCUUGCAUAGUAAUCUUAACUGCUGAGGACACUAAAUAGGUGUUCAGGGAAAUCAAGUUGUCACCAUCGACUAGGCCUGUGUGAAUAUCAGUUUUUUAGUUCAUUGAAUAUGAAUAACAAAUUAUUUCCAAAUAUUAAUAUCAAAUUCAAUUAGAAUGAGAAUUGGAAUCCCUCUAAAAAUCUUUUUCACAACCUGUACAAAUACAUAGUUGUAUUUUAAAAGGGUAAUUAUUGGAUGUUGCAGCUUUUUAGCACUAAAAGAAACGAAAUCAAUAAAAAACAUAGUUUUCACACACUAAACACGUUCCUAAAUUUACUCCCAAGGUAUAGUUUCUCAAUUCCUACUAGUUUGUGAAAAAUAAUAGUUUAUAGCUUACAUUACUAUACCAGCAUUGCGGCUUUGGGGAACGAAAAGUAAAUAAAAACAGGAAAUAUGUUUUUCAAGUACUCGAGAUGUCCCUAAAUUUACUCUGAAAACAUGGUUUCUUAAUUCCUACUGGUUUGUGAAAAAUAACAGUUUAAACUUACAUUACAAUAUCUGUGUUUUCACACUGCUGCCGCCAAUCAUUGUGUACCUGCGAUCAUGUAUCGCUUUGUUUAGCACAGUGGUUCCCAACCUUUUUUUGAUCUGGGACCACUUUAAUUUCAUUAUUAUUAGCAGGGACCACAAGGUUAAAAAAAUAAUCUGUAUCAAUCUAAAAAAAACUUUAAGCCUAAACGUUCAAUGUUAAUUGAAACGUUUAACAUAAGCAAUCUAAAAUACCAAAAUAAACUUUAAUUAACAGUGUUAUGAUUGAAAACAUAUAUUUUUAGUACACAAUUCAGUUUGCAUCAAUGAGAUUUUUGAGCUUGCAUCUUCUGUACAAGAUCUUGAAUUCUUGGGGUAAUAUUUUUGCUCAAAGCUACACGCAUAUCAUCACUUACUUUCAGUCGAUUCCUGGAUUUGUUUUUAAUGAUCAGUAAUGAAGAAAAUCCUUGUUCGCAUACGUAAGUUGUUGAGAAAAGCAUAAGAUAGCGCAAAGCGAUUUCUCGAAUUUUAGUAUGUAUAUGAAAUUGCUUUCUUACUUUAAAGCAGGCCUGCCGUUUUCACGGAUUUUAUCCGUUUUCACGGAUAUUUGAAGCUUUAAACGGACUAACGGAUAAACGGCGACAUUCACGGAUAUUUACGACGCUUCGCCGAUAUUUUCAUAUUUGAAUUUCGUUCGUGUAAAUAUUUACAUUCAACUACCUAUUUUAAGUUGUCAAACCAUACAAGCAUCCAACAGUAAAGCAAACAUUCACAUUAGGUGUAGCGCCAUGGAACUUCAAAUCGUUUAACCACAAACCAAAAACAUAUACUCCCACAUAUCGUUUCAUGAAGUACAAUAUCUAUGGUUUCGGGGGAAAUGUUUUUUGUUUGUUGAGUUAAACGCUAAGAAGUGUCAUGGCGUCAGUAAACAUUAGUAUUUUUUGCCAUUACAAUGUUUUAGGUGCGGCAUUUGUUUACAAACGAUUUAAGUAGUUGUUUUGGUCUUAGCUGAUUGUGAUGGAGAAAAAGUGAAAGGCUUCGCCGGACAGGUCACUUUAUAAUGGGAGCAAGAAUUGAAAUGGUUUAGGCGUGGCAAAACGGAAUUUUCCGCCGUUUGUUCGACUUGCAACUCGGAACUGAACGUGACAAAGGGCGGCUUGAAGACGUACGUUCAUGCGAAAAACCAACGAGCUGCUGAUCAGAGUUAUUCUUUGACGAGUUUUGUAACCAAACCAAACAAAAUCAUUGAUGCGUAACUGUUAUGGGCGAACUUCGUUUGUGAAAACAAUUUAUCUGUGAAACUCAGUGAUAAUUUCACGAAACUUGUCCCGCAAAUGUUUCCAGAUAGUGAAAUCGCAAGAAACUUUCAUUGUUCUCGCAAUAAAACUAGCCAGAUAAUUAUUCAAUCUUUGGGUACAUCAGCUGCAGAUUAUGUUACCUAUGCAAUGAAAACAAUUUUUCACACUGAUGAUUGAUGAAUCAACUGACAGUCACUAGGCAGGUUGUAGUGUUAGGAAGGUUCUUUCUAUCUGAGAUUGUUGAAACUCAUCUGUACAAAGUAAUGGCUUUGAGUGGUGCUGCAACUGGAGAAAAUUUGCUGUGGAAAGGGUUUUCAGCAAUCUCAAGAUGGUUAAAACUGUUCACAGAUAAUAAAUGGAAUCACCAAUGUUAAAUGCGCUAUUGCAUUGCACAAUGAGAACAUCUGCAGGUCUGGCGUUCAAGUCCACUGACGAGAUGCGGAAAAGAGCACAGAACAUGAAAAAGUAGCUAGUUAAUGAUGUGAAAUACAUUUGUUUUUUUAACUUGUAAAUAACUGCAGUUGUAUGGAUGUAUUUAUAGUUUGUAAAUAAAAGGGUAAAUAUUUACAAUCGCGGUAGAUGCCAAAAAAAAUGCUAAAAAUCUGAAAAUACUUUUAUUCUGUGCCCUUUCACUUCCUCUUUUCAAAACAACCGGCGGAGGUAAGAAAUUCCAAAUACUUUAGGAGAUAUCGAAUUUUUUAAUUUCAUCAUAUGUAGAGUUGCGGUAGAUGCCAAAAAAAAUGCUAAAAAUCUGAAAAUACUUUGAUUCUGUGCUCUUUUACUUCCUCUUUUCAAAUCAACCGGCGGAGGUAAGAAAUUCCAAAUACUUUAGGAGAUAUCGAAUUUUUAAAUUUUCAUCACAAUACCUGUGAAUUCAGGCGGCCACCAUUGUUUCUUGUUUACGAGACGAGUAUGAUUUUUUUUUCCGCGACGUAGGUGAACGACUACAUUGUUGCUUGUUUAGGAGUAUCUAUUAAAAUCUGAAAAUACUUUUAUUAUAGUUAUGUUAUGUUAGGUUAGCUACAUUAAAACACUUUAAAACACUAUGGACGGUUAGUUAGGUUAGUAUAGCUACAUUAAAAUAAGCAGAUAAAUAUAAAUAUUAAUAAAUAAAACCGAGGUUGGCCGAAGGUAAAUGGUUCGGGUGUAAUCGGGAAUGGCAGAACUUUAUGUGCGUCUUGAUUUACCGUUCGUGAAUGCCUAAUUAAUUAAAAUGGUCGAUUAGGUCAGGUCAGUUACAUUAUUAAUACUUUCAAACUAAGCAGACAUUAAAAAUAAUAUAAAUUAAUUUUAAUGGUUGUUUAGUUUUAAAGUAUUUAUAAUGUAGCUGACCUAACAAACCGGGACAAAGGAUGAACGGUAGGAACUCACGUAAUUUUUUUACUUAUUACUUGCGCAACAAAUAAAACAUUAAAAUUUGAAACGUUAAAAACUCAGAUACGUUAGAGGCGGAUACAUUAGUAGAAAAUGAUGUAGUCGUUCUACCUACGUCGCGAAAAUAAAAAAUCAUAAACGUAAACAAGCAACAAUGGUCGGUUCAUCUACGCGGAAAAAAAUCAUACUCGUCUCGUAAACAAGAAACAAUGGUGGCCGCCUGAAUUCACAGGUAUUGUGAUGAAAAUCUAAAAAUUUGAUAUCUCCUAAAGUAUUUGGAAUUUCUUAUCUCCGCCGGAUUUAAUGUAAAGAGGAAGUGAAAGAGCAUAAAAUAAAAGUAAUUUCAGAUUUUUAGAAUUAUUUUUCGCAAAUACCGCUACUCUACAUGUUCAAAAUUUAAAAAUCUAUAUCUCCUAAAGUAUUUGGAAUUUCUUAUCUCCACCGGUUGAUUUGAAAAGAGGAAGUGAAAGAGCAUAGAAUAAAAGUAUUUUCGGAUUUUUAGCAUUUUUUUUGGCAUCUACCGCGAUUGUAAAUAUUUACCAGUUUUGUAAUGUAAGUGGCAAAUCUUAAACAUUUUUUACAUUCAUUUGAUUUUUUUUUUUAAUUUAUGUUUUGGAAUGCAAUGUAUAUUUAAAAUUACUGCGAAAAAUAAAUUAUGUCAAUUACGGCUAUAAAUUUUACAGGAUUUUUAAAUGUUAUAAAGAGGGUUUAGGAACCUAAUUUGGUGGCAGGCCUGGCAUUAAGUGUCACAGUAUGAAAUUAAUGGGAAAACAUGUUUUCCACUGCUUUGUAAACUUGCAAAGGCAAGCAAUACUUAGCCUUCCACACAGCAAUGCAGGGGUGGAAAGGAUAUUUAGUAAGCUCAACCUUAUCAAGACAGGGCACAGGUCAUAUCUUGAAUUGCCAAUGCUAAAUGCUUUGUUGUAUAUCUCUUCUAGGAAGAAUAUGGCAGAAUUCACGUACAUUAUGGUUGAGUAAUUUUCAUAAAAAUUGCAUAUUUUUUUUGUAUUUUUUAAUGUACAGGAUUUUACAGGAUAUUUUGUAUUGAAAACAAGGAUAUUACAGGAUAUUUCACAUUUCAAUCAAGGAUAUUGUUUUCAAAGUGGUGGCAGCCCUGCUUUAAAGUGUCCUUACAGUUCCUGUCAUUUUGUAAUUCAAUAAGUUAUUCUUGGAUUUCUUCUGCAACUUCUCUAGCGUUAGUGCC
This is a messenger RNA of Bacillus rossius redtenbacheri, 11577 nucleotides long. RefSeq names its product transcription factor AP-4 (gene crp). Gene Ontology annotation, cellular component: nucleus. Gene Ontology annotation, biological process: regulation of transcription by RNA polymerase II. The record is from RefSeq and is a predicted model, not a curated record. The transcript is spliced from 6 exons. Lineage: Eukaryota; Metazoa; Arthropoda; Insecta; Phasmatodea; Bacillidae. Gene Ontology annotation, molecular function: protein dimerization activity; DNA-binding transcription factor activity, RNA polymerase II-specific; RNA polymerase II cis-regulatory region sequence-specific DNA binding. Bases 844 to 2100 code for a protein of 418 amino acids.